AUGAUUAAGAUGAUAAUUUUUAUCGUUCUUUUUUAUGAGCAGGUUCUUCUGCCUUGUAGUAAGAUAAAUUAUAAAUUUAGAAUGCAAAUAUUUAGUUUUAACAGAUCUAACAGAUUAAAGCACUGUAAGUUUAUGGUCGGAUGAAACCUUAAGUCUCCCUUUAUCCUUUUGUACAAAUGAAUUAGUUGAAAACUACAUAGGCUUAGAUAACAAUUUAAAUCCUAUUUAUUGGAAGAGAAUAUUUUCUCUACCUAAAACUAGCAGAGUUUAUGUUUAUUUUGAGAUUUCCUUAUCUGGAAAUUGGAAUAAUGAUGAACUGUAGAUAUUUGCUAACGAUUUAAAGGUCUACUCUUAAAAAUUCACUCUCACAGAUUCCAAUAGGGAUUGUAAUCAAAGGUAUUUUGUUCGAUAAUAAUUAGAUUUCUUUAUGAAUCCUAAGGAUACUUUAUAAUCAAUAUGAGAUUAGAUUCUUUAAAGUUUGAAAUAAAAGUCAGUAACACUAACCUUGGUAUUUACAUAAAAAAUCUGGUUUUGCUUUAAUAAUAAUAAAGAGGUAGAAAUGAGAUUCUUCAAUUUAUUGAUUACAUUCCUACAUGUAGUCCAAAUUUUUAUUUUUAACAAUAUUAUUGCAAAUGCUCAAAUAAUUUAGUCUACUAAUCCAAUUAGUGUAUAGCAUCCUGUAGUUAAAAUUAUUUGUAUGACUCAACUGAAAAAAUGUGUUUUGCAAAAGAUUAUUGCUCAUCUUGCAUUGGAACUCAAACAUCAUUAUCAUGUGAUACAGGGUAUUAUAAAUAUUCAGAAUCUGAUAUUUCUGAAUCUAAUUGUGUUAAGAGAUGCCCAAAUGGCUAUUAUCAAGAUGAGACUGCUAAAACUUGCACUGACAUGAAAUCUUAUCUUUAGACUAAUCAAAAUGGAGGAGGUAAAUUAUAAAAUUUAAGAUUUAGAAUAAAUGGGCCAUUAUUACUUUUUUACUAGCAUCUCAGAAUUUAUUCAUUUUUAUUCCUAUAAUCAUUUAAUGGCAACUAUUGUGUCAGUUCCUGAAAAAAUUAAAGAAAGAGGCUUUUUCUUUUAUAAUAAUAAAUUUUAUAUUGGUUCAUUUGAUACAUUUUAAUCCCAAAAGGUCUUGAUCACAUAAAAUAUACAGAAUUCUUAACAUAAAAUAAGGUUUAGAGCAAUAGCCCAUUUUAUUGAUUUUAAUCCUACUAAAUUUGAUAUAACAAUAAAUGGUGUUAAAUAAACAGCUGCUACAUUACAAAUUAACACUAUCAAUAUAUUAUAAUCAUCAAAAUCAGAUUAUAUAGCAUACUUAGAUUAUACAUGGGUGAGAACAGAAUAAUACCCUAUAUCUUAAAAUAAUAUUCUUUUUGAAAUCGAAUAACCAUCUUAAGGAGGAAAAUAUAUUGGAGUUUUCUAUUUAGAUGAUAUUCAUCUUUUUCAAUUUCAAUGUUAAACAGGAUGUAAUACUUGCUUUACUUAUGCUUUUUGCACUCCUUGUCUUUAUCCAGCUAAUAAAGAUCCUGCAGACUGUUCAUGUCUAACAGGAUAUGUCAUGUAGAAUAAUUAAUGCAUAGGUACUACAGAAUUUUAAGUUAGUUUGCCCUACUUAUUGUACUACUUGUGUUACUGCUGCAGUUUGUGUAGAUUGUUUGGCAUCAACAAAAAGAAUUAAUUCUCCUAAUUGUGAUUAAUGUCCUAUUAAUUAUUAUGUCGAUUCAGGACUUGCAGAUUGUUAACCAUGUUAAACAGGAUGUCAUUCAUGUACAGUUGGAACUGCAUGUGUUUACUGCGCUAAUGGAUACUUUAGAAAUCAAUUAAAUUAAUGUAUAACUUAAUGUCCAGAUGGAUAAUUUAAUGAUUCUAGUAAUGUAAAUGAUCCAAAAUGUAGUAUUUGUGAUAAUAAUUGUUUGAAAUGUUAAACAUUAGCUACAACUUGUACUGCAUGUAAAGGAUUGGCUAUUCUUGUUUCUGGUUAAUGUUAUUUAUGUUCUGAAGGUUAAUAUUUAUAAGGAACUACUUGUGUCAAUUGUAUUAAUGGAUGUUAAAUUUGUUCUUCUGUCACAUGCACAACAUGUUAAGAUUCUUAUUAUUACAAAUCAUCAACUAAUGAAUGUAUUUCUGUUUGUGAUCCAGGAUUUUUUGGAAAUACAACCACUAAAACAUGCGACGUAUGCAAUUCCAAUUGUUAAACAUGUUUAGCAGGUACAGAUAAAGACUGUUUAAGUUGUUCACCAGGUAAAGUACUUAAUAUCUACAAUGUAAUAAGUGGAGAGUGCAACAUAAACUGUUUGCUAGGAUUCUACAAAGUAAAUGAUUAAUGUUUGAAAUGUUGGAAGGGUUGUUCUGCAUGUAUGGACUAAACUCAAGCCUGCUUAACAUGUGCGAGCAAAUUUUAUAGAUUAAAAACCACCGGUUGGUGUUAUGAAACAUGUCCUGAUGGAUAUUAUAAUAAUAAAAUAGGUUAUUUAUGUUCUCCUUGUAACACUUAAUGUAAGACCUGCUAUGGUUUUUCAGAAUUAACUUGUUUAUCAUGCAAUGCUCCUUUAGCCUACUUUUAAAACUAAUGUUUAGUUGAAUGUUAUGAUGGUUAUGGGAGCAUAAAUAAUAUUUGUGAACCAUGUGCAGCUAAUUGUAAGAAAUGCUUUGGUACAUAACCUAAUGAAUGUCUUUAGUGUAAAAAUGGGUUUUACACUCUAAAUAAUCAAUGCUAUAUUAAAUGUCCAAGAUCAUUUUUUGGUAUCAGACCUUAGUAUGUUUGUAAAUGUAUAUAUGACAAUUGUAUAACUUGUACAGCAACUUAAUAUUUCUUGGAUAAUUAAUGCUAUACUAAUUGUCCAACUGGUUAUUUUGGAUAUAAUGGUUUAUGUAUUAAAUGUGAUUUGACUUGCGGAACUUGCUUUGGAGAAGGAAUAGAUGAAUGUUCUUCUUGUAAAUCUGGUUUAAUCUUAUAUUAAAAUACUUGUAUAGCAAACUGUUUAGGAAACCUGUAUCAUGAUGUUGUAGCUAAUGAGUGUAAACUAUGCAAUAUAGAGUGUGCUGCUUGUACAGGGCCUAAUAAUAAUUAAUGCACUGCUUGUCCAAAUGAAAAAUUAUUAACAAUUGAAAAUAGUUGUAAAGAUAUAUGUACUGAUGGUUCAUUUUUGAUAUAAAGUGAAUAAAGAUGUUAUCAAUGUCAUGCAACUUGUAAAACUUGUUUUGGAUCUUCUGAUGAAAAUUGUUUAACAUGCACAAAUUUAUUUUAAGCAAAUUAAUGUGUAAGUACAUGUUCUCCUGGUUUCACAAUUAAUGCUACUGGAACAGCAUGUGAUUCUGAUUUUACUCAAGUAGUAGGAGCUUGUUCAUAUUAGUGUAAGACUUGUGAAUUAGCUGCAAGGUAUUGUAAAUCUUGUNAAUAAAGAUUGUGUCACAUGUCCAGCAGGUAAAGUGCUCAAUAUCCAAAAUGUAAUUAGUGGGGAAUGUUAAACAAACUGUUUGUUAGGAUUCUACAAAUUAAAUGAUGGAUGUUCAAAAUGUUGGAAAGGUUGUGCUGCAUGUAUGGACUCAACUCAAGCCUGUUUAACAUGUGCAAGCAAAUUUUAUAGAUUAAAAACCACAGGUUGGUGCUAUGAAACAUGCCCUGAUGGAUAUUAUAAUAAUUAAGUAGGUUAUUUGUGUUCUCCUUGUAACACUUAAUGUAAGACCUGCUAUGGUUUUUCAGAAUUAACUUGUUUAUCAUGCAAUGCUCCUUUAGCUUACUUUUAAAACUAAUGUUUAGUUGAAUGUUAUGAUGGUUAUGGGAGCAUAAAUAAUAUUUGUGAACCAUGUGCAGCUAAUUGUAAGAAAUGUUUUGGUACAUAACCUAAUGAAUGUCUUGAAUGCAUGGUUGGAUUUUAUACACUAAAUAAUCAAUGCUAUGUAAAAUGUCCAAAAUCAUUUGUUGGUAUUAGACCUUAGUAUGUUUGUAAAUGUAUAUAUGACAAUUGUAUAACUUGUACAGCAACUUAAUAUUUCUUGGAUAAUUAAUGCUAUACUAAUUGUCCAACUGGUUAUUUUGGAUAUAAUGGUUUAUGUAUUAAAUGUGAUGUCACUUGUGGAACUUGCUUUGGAGAAGGAAUAGAUGAAUGUUCUUCUUGUAAUACUGGAUUAAUCUUAUAUUAAAAUACUUGUAUAACAGAUUGCUUAGGAAAUCUCUAUCAUGAUGUUUUAGCCAAUGAGUGUAAAUUGUGCAAUAUAGAGUGUGCUGCAUGUACAGGGCCUAAUAAUAAUUAAUGUACUGCUUGUCCAAAUGAAAAAUUAUUGACAAUUGAAGAUAGUUGUAAAGAUAUAUGUACUGAUGGUUCAUAUUCUGUAUUAAGUGAAAAAAGAUGUUAUCAAUGCCAUGCAACUUGUAAAACUUGUUUUGGACCUUCUGAUGAAAAUUGUUUAUCAUGCACAAAUUUAUUUUAAGCAAAUUAAUGUGUAAGUACAUGUUCUCCUGGUUUCACAAUUAAUGCUACUGGAACAGCAUGUGAUUCUGACUUUCCUCUUGUUAUAGGAACCUGUUCAUAUUAGUGUAAGACUUGUGAAUUAGCUCCAAGAUUUUGUAAAUAAUGUUCAGGAAAUCGUAGUCCUAAUCCACCUAAUUGUGAUUGUGAAGCUGGUUAUUUUGAUGAUGGAAGUAACUCUAAUUGUCCGAAGUGUGAUAAUAAAUGUUUGACUUGUAAAGGAUUAGCAAAUCUUUGUCUUAAAUGUAAAGGGGAUAGAUUAUUACCAACAUGUGCUUGUCCAGAAUUUUAUUAUGAUGAUGGAGAAUCAGUUAAUUGUGUUAAGUGUUAAGAUAAUUGUAAAACCUGUGAUGUUAAUGGAUGUACAUCUUGUCUGGGAGAUAGAAUUAAUAAUCCUGAUUGUGUAUGUCCUGAUGGUUAUUUUGAUACAUAUCAAACUUAUUGUUCAUAAUGCGCAAAAAAAUGUGUAACUUGUAGUGGAUCAGCAGAAAUAUGUGAUGUUUGCUCAGGAAUUAGAGUUGGAAAGCCUAUAUGUGGAUGUCCAGAUGGCUUUUUUGAAAAUUCUGAUUAAGAAUGUUAACAAUGUGAUUCAACAUGUAAGGAUUGUAAUUAAUAUGGAUGUUUAUCUUGUUUUGGUAAUAGGGUAGGGCCUAUAAAUGGUGAAUGUAAAUGUGAUUAGAAAGGAAUCAGUAGAUUUAGUAUUGGAUCCGUUUAUUGUACUGAUUGUUCAUUAGGAGUACCAUAUUUUGGAUUAAAUGAAGAAUUUACUGGAUUUAAUAUUGAUUUUGGAGGAUCUAUCAUUUAUUUAGAUUAAGGAGUUACAGAUUUAUGUGAAGCUUUCUUUGAAUCUGAAACUCUUUUAAAAUUAGGAACAUAACCUCUCUGUAAUUCAGAUUUCUCAAUUAUUUUUGGAUAAAAUCCUACCAUUUAACUAGGUGAUACUAUUAAAUUAAAAUUAUCAUUCAUUUUAACAGGUUGUACUUAUCAAUUUUUAUAAAUCCUUCCUAUGCCUCUCUCUAUUCCAUCUACAAUAGAUUUAGAUACUCAUAAGCCAAGUGUCAAAUUCAAUGAUUUAAGUACCUCAAAUAUUUGUUCUGAUUUAAUUAUUAGAUUUGAAGAAUUAUUCUAUAAUGGAAAGUAAAAUUUGAAAGUUAUUUCAUGGAAUCAAUAUAUUCCUUCAUUAAUAGACCCUUAAAUUUAAUCUAUAUUAAAUGCUAAUACUUUAAAUCAUAGUGAUACUAUUACUUUUCCACCAAAAAUCUUCUAAUCGAAUAUUAGAUAUAAAUUCGGUGUUACUAUUGAAAGUUUUGCUAAAUUAUAGAACAUAAAUUAUUUUUAAUUUGAAGCUUCUCAAUAAUCCAAAAUUAAUUUUUAUCCAGUUUCAACUAAUAAUUAAUUUCAUAGAUAUGAUCAAAUCUCAAUCUAAUGUUAAAUAUCUUAUUCAAAUUGUAUAGAAAAAGUAUAUCCAGAGUAAACUUUAGUUUAUGAAAUUAAAUUGAAAAAUAAUAAAAAUUAAUUAUUAAAUGGAACUUUGACAGAAAAUUUAGAAGAUGGAUUUAUUUUCGAUUUUCCUCUUAAUUUCAAAUAAUAUUAUUUUAAUUUUUCUAAUCCAUAUAUUUUAAUUUUUAAUACAAAAUUAAUAAGACCUGAUUAUACUGUUAGUACAUCAUAAAACUUUGAAAUUUAUAUAGUUCCAUCUAGCCCAAUACUUACAAUUGCAGGUGGAAAUAGAAUGAUUGGGUAUACUGAUAAACUAUUUUUAAAUACUACAAUUACAGAUAAAGAUUUAACAGAAACUGAGGCUUCUAAAAUCAUUUAUGAAUGUAAUUGGAGUUGUUAAGAUAUUGUAAAUGGUUCUGCUUGUAUUAAUUAAGAAAAUUAAACAAUUUUAUUUGAUAAGAGUUGUAAUUAAUAUUUACCACCACGUACAUUUGCUCCAUAUUAAGUAUUUAAUUUUGAAGUUAGCAUUAUAAAAGAAGAAAUAGUUUAUUCUACAAAAAUAUCAAUUUAAUUAAUUGAAAUAGAUUUACCAGCUUUAACUGUAUAAGGAGUCAAUGCAUUAGAGACUCAUAAUUAUUAUGAUGAAUUUAUCUAUUAAUUAAUAUAUCCUGGAAUAAAUCCUGAUGUUUUAAUGUAUGCUGGUGCAGUAAUCUAUGAUUAAGUUGUUUAAGCAACUUUCCAAUUUUAUUAUUUAGAGUUUAAAUUUAAAGUCUAAGACUAUUUUACUAAUUUCUAAGAUUCUUUAGGUAAUGGUCUAAAAUUAAGACUAUCAGUUUAUGAUCCUCGUUUCAUAAUGCCUUCUUUAAAUACUUAAAUGUUAACUAUGAAUAUUCCACCUUAAAAUUGUGAAUUGGAAAUGAAAUACAAUCAAGGAUUUGUUGAAUUUAUUGAAGCACUUGAUGUUUCAGUUAUUAAUUGUAUUGAUACUGAUGUACCUUUAUAAUACAGUGUUUGGGUAUUUCCAAAUGAAUCAAUUUAUGAAUCUGAUCUAAUUCAAUCUAAGUUUUACAAUUAUAUAUUACUUGAACCUUAUUAGAAAACCAAUACAUUUAAGUUAUUUUUACCAUAUUAUAAUGAUAAGUAGUAGGUUCUAGUAUUUCAUAUAUAAGAUUCAUAUGGAGGUGUAAUUAAUAUAACUUAGACUUUUGAUGUAAAAUAAUAUUUAUAAAUUGAUGAAACUACUUUUUUUAAUUAUGAAAAGUAAAUUGUAAGUUUAGAUUAAUAAUUAAUUGGAUAUAAUUUAAUUACUGAAAGAUUAAGAUUAAUAAAUGGAUCACANAAAUAUUUGUUCUGAUUUAAUUAUUAGAUUUGAAGAAUUAUUCUAUAAUGGAAAGUAAAAUUUGAAAGUUAUUUCAUGGAAUCAAUAUAUUCCUUCAUUAAUAGACCCUUAAAUUUAAUCUAUAUUAAAUGCUAAUACUUUAAAUCAUAGUGAUACUAUUACUUUUCCACCAAAAAUCUUCUAAUCGAAUAUUAGAUAUAAAUUCGGUGUUACUAUUGAAAGUUUUGCUAAAUUAUAGAACAUAAAUUAUUUUUAAUUUGAAGCUUCUCAAUAAUCCAAAAUUAAUUUUUAUCCAGUUUCAACUAAUAAUUAAUUUCAUAGAUAUGAUCAAAUCUCAAUCUAAUGUUAAAUAUCUUAUUCAAAUUGUAUAGAAAAAGUAUAUCCAGAGUAAACUUUAGUUUAUGAAAUUAAAUUGAAAAAUAAUAAAAAUUAAUUAUUAAAUGGAACUUUGACAGAAAAUUUAGAAGAUGGAUUUAUUUUCGAUUUUCCUCUUAAUUUCAAAUAAUAUUAUUUUAAUUUUUCUAAUCCAUAUAUUUUAAUUUUUAAUACAAAAUUAAUAAGACCUGAUUAUACUGUUAGUACAUCAUAAAACUUUGAAAUUUAUAUAGUUCCAUCUAGCCCAAUACUUACAAUUGCAGGUGGAAAUAGAAUGAUUGGGUAUACUGAUAAACUAUUUUUAAAUACUACAAUUACAGAUAAAGAUUUAACAGAAACUGAGGCUUCUAAAAUCAUUUAUGAAUGUAAUUGGAGUUGUUAAGAUAUUGUAAAUGGUUCUGCUUGUAUUAAUUAAGAAAAUUAAACAAUUUUAUUUGAUAAGAGUUGUAAUUAAUAUUUACCACCACGUACAUUUGCUCCAUAUUAAGUAUUUAAUUUUGAAGUUAGCAUUAUAAAAGAAGAAAUAGUUUAUUCUACAAAAAUAUCAAUUUAAUUAAUUGAAAUAGAUUUACCAGCUUUAACUGUAUAAGGAGUCAAUGCAUUAGAGACUCAUAAUUAUUAUGAUGAAUUUAUCUAUUAAUUAAUAUAUCCUGGAAUAAAUCCUGAUGUUUUAAUGUAUGCUGGUGCAGUAAUCUAUGAUUAAGUUGUUUAAGCAACUUUCCAAUUUUAUUAUUUAGAGUUUAAAUUUAAAGUCUAAGACUAUUUUACUAAUUUCUAAGAUUCUUUAGGUAAUGGUCUAAAAUUAAGACUAUCAGUUUAUGAUCCUCGUUUCAUAAUGCCUUCUUUAAAUACUUAAAUGUUAACUAUGAAUAUUCCACCUUAAAAUUGUGAAUUGGAAAUGAAAUACAAUCAAGGAUUUGUUGAAUUUAUUGAAGCACUUGAUGUUUCAGUUAUUAAUUGUAUUGAUACUGAUGUACCUUUAUAAUACAGUGUUUGGGUAUUUCCAAAUGAAUCAAUUUAUGAAUCUGAUCUAAUUCAAUCUAAGUUUUACAAUUAUAUAUUACUUGAACCUUAUUAGAAAACCAAUACAUUUAAGUUAUUUUUACCAUAUUAUAAUGAUAAGUAGUAGGUUCUAGUAUUUCAUAUAUAAGAUUCAUAUGGAGGUGUAAUUAAUAUAACUUAGACUUUUGAUGUAAAAUAAUAUUUAUAAAUUGAUGAAACUACUUUUUUUAAUUAUGAAAAGUAAAUUGUAAGUUUAGAUUAAUAAUUAAUUGGAUAUAAUUUAAUUACUGAAAGAUUAAGAUUAAUAAAUGGAUCACAAUAAUAUAAAUAACAAUUAUUCUAGAAAUUGAUUGCUAUUGAUUAAAAUUAAACAUUCUUAAGUAAUUAAACAGAAAGUUUAUAUAGAUCUAUUUCUAAAUUAUUAAGUUAAAAUGUAACGCUAUUAAAUUAAAAUGAAUCAAUGUUACUUAAUUAAUUGAAUUAUAGAAUUAAUUUAGCAUAUAUUUAAUUGACAACAUUUUAUAAUUUAUAAAGAUAAAAUAAAUUGACAUCAAUAUAAAACAUUGAAAAAACUACAUAUACUUAACAAUACUAUACAUUCUCAGAUAUUUUAUCUUCUUGUCUCAAUUAUAGAGUUCAAUAGAACUUAACAUCAACAGAUAUCUAAAAAUAACUAUAAGAAAUGCAAUCAUAAUUAUAAGGUAUUAGUGUACCUAAUGAACCUCUAUAUAAAGUUUAAUCAAAUUCAGUAAAUUUAAAUUUUGGAUUUCUUACAACCAAAAUGGCAGGAGAAGUUACAGGAUCAAAAACAAUUACUAAAAGUAGAUUAUUGGAGGAAGAAGCUGAAAAAUCAGAUACUGAUUAUAAUACUUCAACUAAUUUCUAUAAAUUUUCAAUGACCAGAUUUAUUGAUAAUCCAUUUUAUGCAGACCAAAACUUUCCCAAAAACAGCAGUGGAUAUUAAGCUGUAGAUCCAAAAUUAAUCGCAGAAACUUAAUCUAAUAUCAGUAAAGCAAAUUCUUAAAUGAAAUUCAAGUUUCCAACUACAAAAAAAUUAGAAAAUAAUACAUCAAUAAAAUGUAUAACAGAAGUUAAAAGUGGAGAAUGGGAUGCUGAUGUUUGUAGUACAGUUGAAAAUAAUGGAGAGACGACAUGUUAAUGUGAUUCUUUAAAUCCAACUUCUGUGAUGGAAUCCUUGAAUCUUAUUGCUGAUAAAGCUGCUUAAGUAUUUUCCUUGGAUACCCUAUUGGCAUUUGGAUCAUUUCCAUUUUAUAAGACCAUAGUUUUUUAUUUCUAUUUGGGAAUCACGGGUAUCUAUUUAUGGGUUGUCUAUUGGGGAGUUAAAGUUGAUAAUGAAAUGUUUGCAAAAAUUCAUGCUGCAUAAGAAUUAGCAGAAUAAAAAUUAAAAGAAGAAAAACUUAAAUUAGAGAAUAUUGAAAAUGACCCAGAAAAUAAAGAACAGAAUAAAGAAAUUACAGAAAAUAAAUAGGAGUCUCAUUCUUUCAGACAGCUUGAAGAAAUAAAAGAUAAUGAUACCCCUCAGAUUGAAGCCUUACCAAAUUUAGAAAAAAAUAUCUUUAGAAAUCCUAAAUCGUUUGAUAGAGUUAUACUUGAGAACAAACUCUCGAUGAUUAAUUCUCCUUAAGAAUUCCUAAUUAAUCAAACUCCUGAUUCUAAACUUGAUAUCAACAUUGUCAUAAACCCUGAUAUACCUAAAGGAUAAGGAUCUGACCUCCUAUUGCAAAGACAAUGUUCUAUAAAAAAUGAUAAUAGAGUUCAAUCAAUGGAAAAUCUUAAAAAUGUUGAAGAUUCAGAAAAGUAGGAGAAUGAUAAAAGGAAGGAAACAGAAGGGAAUUAAAAUGAUAAGGAGAAACCAAAAGGAUUAAAGGAUUUGACGAUAAAGAAUUCUAUCUCUAGAAUUAAAGCCUACAUUGAAUACCUUAAGUUUUUCCAUCAACUAUUAUAGAUAAUAUAUAAAUCAGAUCAAAAGAAACCUAGAGGUUUGAGAGCUUCAAUUGUUUACACAAGUAUUUUGGGUAGNAAUUUCUAUAAAUUUUCAAUGACCAGAUUUAUUGAUAAUCCAUUUUAUGCAGACCAAAACUUUCCCAAAAACAGCAGUGGAUAUUAAGCUGUAGAUCCAAAAUUAAUCGCAGAAACUUAAUCUAAUAUCAGUAAAGCAAAUUCUUAAAUGAAAUUCAAGUUUCCAACUACAAAAAAAUUAGAAAAUAAUACAUCAAUAAAAUGUAUAACAGAAGUUAAAAGUGGAGAAUGGGAUGCUGAUGUUUGUAGUACAGUUGAAAAUAAUGGAGAGACGACAUGUUAAUGUGAUUCUUUAAAUCCAACUUCUGUGAUGGAAUCCUUGAAUCUUAUUGCUGAUAAAGCUGCUUAAGUAUUUUCCUUGGAUACCCUAUUGGCAUUUGGAUCAUUUCCAUUUUAUAAGACCAUAGUUUUUUAUUUCUAUUUGGGAAUCACGGGUAUCUAUUUAUGGGUUGUCUAUUGGGGAGUUAAAGUUGAUAAUGAAAUGUUUGCAAAAAUUCAUGCUGCAUAAGAAUUAGCAGAAUAAAAAUUAAAAGAAGAAAAACUUAAAUUAGAGAAUAUUGAAAAUGACCCAGAAAAUAAAGAACAGAAUAAAGAAAUUACAGAAAAUAAAUAGGAGUCUCAUUCUUUCAGACAGCUUGAAGAAAUAAAAGAUAAUGAUACCCCUCAGAUUGAAGCCUUACCAAAUUUAGAAAAAAAUAUCUUUAGAAAUCCUAAAUCGUUUGAUAGAGUUAUACUUGAGAACAAACUCUCGAUGAUUAAUUCUCCUUAAGAAUUCCUAAUUAAUCAAACUCCUGAUUCUAAACUUGAUAUCAACAUUGUCAUAAACCCUGAUAUACCUAAAGGAUAAGGAUCUGACCUCCUAUUGCAAAGACAAUGUUCUAUAAAAAAUGAUAAUAGAGUUCAAUCAAUGGAAAAUCUUAAAAAUGUUGAAGAUUCAGAAAAGUAGGAGAAUGAUAAAAGGAAGGAAACAGAAGGGAAUUAAAAUGAUAAGGAGAAACCAAAAGGAUUAAAGGAUUUGACGAUAAAGAAUUCUAUCUCUAGAAUUAAAGCCUACAUUGAAUACCUUAAGUUUUUCCAUCAACUAUUAUAGAUAAUAUAUAAAUCAGAUCAAAAGAAACCUAGAGGUUUGAGAGCUUCAAUUGUUUACACAAGUAUUUUGGGUAGUUUGGCUGUGCUAUUUGUAUUUAAUUAGCCAAAUAAUCUUAGCUUUACAGUUGCUUUAGCUUUAUUAACUGCUCCAAUUAAUAAAAUUUAUUAGAUUAUCCUAGAAAAAACAUUAUCACAUAAAAAGAAGAUAGUUAGAUCAAUUGGAGCUGUUUUUAUGAUAAUAAGUGCUGGUCUCAUUUCUUAUGUUAUGUUGGCAGGUUUGGUAAUGAUGGAUUCAGUGGAAACUGCUAAUUAAUGGAGCUAUAUCUUUUUAGGAACCUUUACAAUGGAUAAUUUAUUUUAUUGUCCAAUUUCUUUAAUUUUCUAAUAUGUAGUUCAUAUGGAAUUCAUUAAGCUGCCUAUUUUCUAAAAGUUGCUCGAUAAGAUACUUGACGAAAAGGCUAAGGAAUUUUUGUAUGGUUUAAUUGAUAAUUUAGGAGGAGAGGAAUGA
Messenger RNA from Paramecium pentaurelia, 12253 nucleotides. Lineage: Eukaryota; Ciliophora; Oligohymenophorea; Peniculida; Parameciidae. The record is from the annotation of a GenBank genome assembly.